AUGGCAUUUUUAGAGUGGCGUCGUUUCACGUUCUUUGACAUUCACAAAAACGUCGACAAUGGCAAAAUCGCCGAAGCGUUGCAAGAUACACAUGUAACCGUAGCUACAAGUGGCAAUAAUCAUGUAGUCCUUUGCGACGUGACUGGCUGGGUGCACCUCAUCUCUCGCUCAUGGGAGAUCACUACGUUCAAAGCAUAUGAGCUGACGGUCUCAUUGGCUCAGCAGCUGCCUCAUGACCCAUAUCUUGUUACUAUUGGGGAUGAAGAAGCAGGCGUGAAUCCUCUGAUAAAAGUGUGGGAUUGGUCUCGCAGUGACCGGCAUGGGAACCCGAUCUGCGUGCGAGUCUCCCGCGCAGUUCCUUCGCACAUGCGCUCUACGCCCACCACUGCGCUGGCUGUACACGAUAACAAAAAUCUUCUUGCCGUGGGUUUUCAAGAUGGGUCGGUGUCGCUGUUCCGUGGCGACAUCUCGCGGCAGCGCAGCGGCAAAAUGAAAACGUUAUCAGACUCGGGCACUAGUCCCAUUACCGGACUGGCUUUCAAAGGCGCAGACAAACUGUUCGUGGUGUCUCGCUCGUGCAUAAUGGUGUACUGGCUGGGCGCGGACCGGUGCGUCACCCUGGACGCUAUGGGCGCCGCACCCGGCUGCAGCGUGUUAGCCGACAAGCACCGCCUCACCGUGGCUAACAACGACGCAAUAUACUGUUACACUACCGAAGGUCGCGGUCCAUGUUACGCCCUAGAAGGCGAGAAAGUCCGUCUUAACUGGUUUCGAAGCUACCUGGUGAUCACCACCAACGAGUCGCCCCCCAAAGCUUCCACCAGCUCAGCUCCAGCUCCGAAAUCGCACCACAUCACCAUAUUAGAUAUUCAAAACAAAUUCAUUGUAUUUUCCAAAACAUUCGAUGAAAUAGACGCUGUACUAACAGAGUGGGGGUCCUUUCACAUAUUGACAAAGAAAAAGGAAAUGAUAUACCUAGACGAAAAAGAUCUGCAAUCGAAGUUGUCGCUAUUAUUCAAAAUUCUGUGCACGGACUACAAACCCCGUGGCAGUCUGCUGGUGGACGAGGCGUCCCUGUCGGGCGCUGUCACUACGCGCGAGCCUGAGCAUGCUUUGCCCGACGACUACGUCCACAUGUUCCUCAACAACUCGGAACGUCUCAUCGAAUUCUUAGAACACAUGAUCAACAGCGAUAACAGAUGCUCGAAGCUCAUCUAUAAUGCUCUCAUCGAGCAUUAUAUUCAUGUGUGGGCGAAGUCCGAUGACAGCGUAAAGGCUGAGUAUGAGCAGAGGGUUCUGAAGAUCCUCCGCGAUCCCGAAGCCAACUACGACAAGGACCAGACACUCGUCAUCUGCCAGAUGCUGGGCUUCCACGCUGGCAUUCUUUAUCUGUAUGAGGAGAAUAAGCUAUGGCGCGCACAAGUCGCCCUUUACAUGCGCCACGACGAUGCGGAGAGCGCCUUGGCCGUGUGCAGGCGCAGGGGCCAGGCGUGUCCGCGGCUGUGGCUCGACGUGCUGUGGUGGCCGCCGCCGGCGAGGUGUCUGCCUGAACUGCUCAAUGUAAUCGCCAACGAGAAGCUACUCUCUCCUAUUCUAGUCAUUGAUUGCCUGGCUAGCACGCCAACAUACACUCUUGGAGAUGUACGCAAAUACCUAAUGAAUGUACUUAAGUCGGAGAACGAUAUAAUAACUCGCGAACAAGAGCUCGCGACCAAAUACAAAAGUGAGAGUGAGAAGAUGAAAACCCAAAUACAGAUGUUGCAGAACGAACCUGUCACCUUUCAGAGUUCUAGAUGCGCAGCGUGCAAUAGGCCGUUGGAACUACCCAGUGUACACUUUUUGUGCCAGCAUUCUUUUCAUCAACACUGCUUCCAGAGCUACAGCGAAUCAGACGCAGAGUGUCCUGCCUGUGUGGGUGCACGUCGCAGCAGCAAGCCGCCGCCUCACGCGGCGGAAAUGCUACACGCGAGGUUGCACCAGGAGCAUGACCCGUACGCAGUGGUAUCAGAGUACUUCGGGCGCGGUCUUUUUAACAAACUGACGGUGGUGACAAGCGAGGCUGUAUCGGAACCCCCCUUACCCGCGCAGGCCCCUACCCCCGCGCCUACGCCUGCUGCAGCGCCGCCCGCGCAGACCUACGGGCCAGGCGCGGAGGCCAAGCUCAGACUGCAGGAAGGACAGAGUAAACAAGUAUAUUUAACAAAUACAACAAAACAAGCCAUUGCAAAAGGCACACCCAUCACUCCAGUCCCGGAAGGCAGAAUGCGAUUGCUCGAGCAGCAGCAACGAUACAGCUCCAGCUUAGAGGCUAAUUUGAACAAACUAGAACCCAGAGUCCACACCAUCGCAAAACAAUCACCUUUAGCUUCACCAAUGCCAUCUAGAGAUAUCGAAGAAUCAACGAGUAGUGGUGCAUCACCGAAAAUAUCCUCAGCUAUAUCGAACUCAAAAAAUCCCUUCGAAGAAGAAACUUACGAUGAAUCGAAAAAUCCCUUCGCGGACGAUGAGGGUAGCAACCCUACAAAUCCGUUCGGCGACGACGCUGAUUAUGAUAAAAACCUGAACCCGUUCUCUUGAGUAUUUCAAUGUUUUGUAUUUUAUAUUUCAAUGAUAGAAAAUAAGCUAUUGUGUGCAGGUAACUGCGUGGUUCAACCGUCUUGACGUUGUUACAUUCUUUUGAACUCUGAAAUGGUGACUUUUGUUGCUUUUGACACAAGAUAACAUUGUCAAUACAAGAAAAUAGUUUUAUAUAUAAUUUGGAACUUGUUUCUAUAAAAGUUACAAUUUUUUUUUUUGUAUUUGUGUGUUGUCUGUUGCUAUAAAUUACCCUCUCAGCGAAGUGUAUCGAAAUUAACCGGGCAAACAUUGGCGGAGUCCUCGAUUGUAUCGAUGGAGCUAUAACACUAUAAAGAAGAAGUUUACAAUUAUAAACUUACGCCAUGGUCUUAAACCUAACUAGCAAAGCCUUAUUGUACGAUCUGUCCAUACAAAUUUAGCCAGGACAGUCGUCUGCUCGCGUCAAAGGUUUAGUCAGGACUGCUCGCGUCAUUCCUUUUUUCAAAAGAAAGUUAAAAUUUCGAAUUUUUAGGUAAAAACACCUGGACCCGUACAGCACCGCACAAAGCAAGUUUUCUAAUCAGAAACAUCAAAUUCGUAUCAUUGUAUCGCAGCCUUUGGUGUAAUAGGCCACAUCUGCAAAAUAAAGGUUCAAAGAUUCUAAAAACGAAAAUUUUGUCGAUAACUUUUUAAUACUAAAUGGGAGACGUACAUAAUAUGUGAAAAUUCAGAGCUUCAAAUCGCAAAGGUCAGGGGGCCACUGACACUGUGCCAGUCACCCUGACAAAUCCCAUGUGCAUGUAAUUUCGCCACCAUCCAUACCCUUCCAAAGCAGAAAUUGGCAAGGUGGCAGUAUUUCCCUGGACGAACUCUAACAAGGAGCUCUACUCCUGCUAAAAUUUGUUUCUUAUAUUCGUAUUAUAUUUAGGACUUUCUUGUAAUAAAAACUAUUUUUGACUAAUGAUUACUUGGUUUUACUAUACCGAUAUGUUGCGGUAAUGUAAAGAACUAAAUUCAUCAUAAAUCAACCCACGCCGCCAUUUCAGUGUCCAAAAGAUAUUACUAUUGGUUGGACAAAGAGUACCAAAGACAGCAUACCACCUAUCAGAUACCUUAAUCAUCUAAUUGGAAAUUCAAUAACAGUAUGAAUAUUGAAUAUCAUGAUAUUUUUACUAACAUGAUUAAGUUUAUAGAAUGUCACGAUGUUUAACCACCAUGAUAUUGCAGCUUGUCAAUGUAAAACGUCUUAGUUACGAAAAUAUCUGUUUGGUACUCGUCGCGACAUCUAGUUCACCAAUGGGUACUAAAUACUCGACUACAUUGUCUUGUAUCGCGAUUGGUGAUGAAAUUUUGGGCAAAAAAUCACUUUUGACGGAGACCUCAUCUUAACUUGCCAGUGAUCUUACAAAUUAGUGAAUUUAAUACAAAUUUUUGCUGAAACAUGCACUCUGGUCUUUGCCAAGAUCUAUUAAAACGAUCAGCUUCAUGUAAGAAACGCUCUUAAUAUCACUGUUUUUUUACGAGAUCGUAUGCCUUAGCAUAUAAAAUUUACUUUGUUAGAGGCUUGUUUUUUUAUUAUACGUUAUUACUAUAUAUGUAUAAGAGAUACGCCAUAGUGCAGUCGAUUCUCUCUGUAUAUUUGUAAUUAAUUUGAUAUAUGGAAAAUUGUCACUUGUUCUAAGGAAUUAUAGAAAUCUAAUUUAAGAAACAAAACUCUCUGCAAAUAUUCUAAGACUCAAUUUACACUACUGCGAAACUGAACAGAAGUGAAUUUUUCGAACGAAAGUCUUUUUAGUCAAUAAACAGAUCUUCUGGAGAAUUCUCGCGCAGUUCCAGGAAUUCCCACAACUACUAUCAAUCAAACUAGAAUGAACCAUGUGACACUUCAUUUCACAUAUAUAUUUAAUUUUUGAAGCAAAGAUUCUCUCAUACACUUUUAUUUUUCUAAUGUAUUCUGAACGAUGUUAUUAGUAACAUGAAUGAUAUUAGUAAUAUUGUCCUGCGAGGUUGUUAAAAUUUCAGAACUGUACAGAGCAAAAUCGACCUUCUCAUUGAACUAAAAAUCAUGUAAAUCGCUUCACAUUCCUCCCAUAUAAAUGAUCUACGUUA
This is a messenger RNA of Hyposmocoma kahamanoa, 4665 nucleotides long. It is a transcript of the gene Vps11, whose product is annotated as vacuolar protein sorting-associated protein 11 homolog. The transcript is spliced from 15 exons. Gene Ontology annotation, cellular component: HOPS complex; endosome. Gene Ontology annotation, molecular function: protein binding; protein-macromolecule adaptor activity. The coding region runs from base 1 to 2577 and encodes 858 amino acids. The record is from RefSeq and is a predicted model, not a curated record. NCBI's taxonomy places the organism in Eukaryota, Metazoa, Arthropoda, Insecta, Lepidoptera, Cosmopterigidae. Gene Ontology annotation, biological process: vacuole organization; endosome organization; organelle fusion.